AUUUGUAUGCAGGUAGAUAAUUUUGUUUAUGUUGUUGAGUUUCACGUGGAUGAAGGACAUAUUGUGUAGGGUAUUUGCUACUGGAUGCCAGUGAGAGUUGAGUAAACACAAACUACAUUGUCCAGUGAUAAUAGUGGUAUUCAUAAUAAUAAUAAUUAUUAUUAUAAUUAUAAAUAAACAUAUAUAUAUAUAUAUAUUUUCAGCACGGACAAGAUAUUCCGCUAUAAAUAACCUCAGGUCUUGAGUUCUCUGCUUGGAAGUAUUGUGAGACAAUAUAAAACCUUGAACAAAAAUACAAUGAAGUUCUCCGUAGUGUUGAUCUGUAUACUUCAGUUGAUAGUAGUCAGAUCACAAGAGGAUGUAGUCGCACCGGAGGUAAAAGUGGAUGAAACCACUUCAGAGACUACAACUAUGGAGGAGACGACUCCUGAAACUACAACUAUGGAGGAGACUACUCCAGAGUCUACAACUAUGGAGGAGACCACUCCAGAAACUACAACUAUGGAGGAGACCACUCCAGAAACUACAACUAUGGAGGAGACCACUCCAGAAACUACAACUAUGGAGGAGCCCACUCCAGAAACUACAACUAUGGAGGAGACCACUCCUGAAACUACAACUACAGAGGAGCCCACUCCAGAGACUACAAAUAUGGAGGAGACCACUCCUGAAACUACAACUACAGAGGAGCCCACUCCAGAGACUACAAAUAUGGAUGAAACCACUCCAGAGACAACAACUAUGGGUGAGACAACUCCUAAGACUACCAGAAUGAGUGGAACCACUUCUGAAGGUGCAACUAAGACUACAAAGAAAGCUUCUACGAUGGCUACUUCUACUACAACGCAAAAACCUGAUGACUCAAAAGAUAAAGGCGGUAUAGGAAUAGGAAUAAUUGUGGCCAUUGUAUUCGGCUGUCUCGCAGGAGUUGCAGUUAUCGGUGGAAUAAUCUUCUUCCUUCUGAAAUAACUAUUGUCCAGAUAAUUAAUAUGCGAUAUUUCGAAUUUUGUGCCAUAAUAAUGGUUGAUCACUUAUGUAUUUUAUUUUGUAAUAUUUUGAUUGACACUUGAUUAGCUUUCAAUAAAGCAGAUUUCUGUUUCUUGUAACAACUAACCUUGUUAUUUCAGUGUACACAUUAUUAGUUUUAACUCUGUAGAAUCGUUAUUAGUAAAUGUAAUACAAACGUAUCACAUUUUUUUCUUAACAUAA
This is a messenger RNA of Trichobilharzia regenti, 1209 nucleotides long. The record is from the annotation of a GenBank genome assembly. Lineage: Eukaryota; Metazoa; Platyhelminthes; Trematoda; Strigeidida; Schistosomatidae.